Messenger RNA from Brachypodium distachyon (stiff brome), 1131 nucleotides. RefSeq lists its product as uncharacterized. The transcript is spliced from 2 exons. Bases 306 to 911 code for a protein of 201 amino acids. The record is from RefSeq and is a predicted model, not a curated record. NCBI's taxonomy places the organism in Eukaryota, Viridiplantae, Streptophyta, Magnoliopsida, Poales, Poaceae.
AGUGCUACAAAAGGACAUUGGGAGGAGGGGGGGGGGGUGAUGCACGGGUAACAGUUCACCAGAAAGUUUCAGUUUUCUAAGCAUUAACUGCUGCAAUUACCUUUGCAUCCAUCAGUUUCAGAUAAAAUAUUUCUGCAGAUGUACUCUGCUACAUGGUUUGAUAUAGAGAGAGAGAGAGCAGCAGCAGCAGCAAUAUCCUUCUUUCAUGCUGUGUCUCAUCAUGGCUUCUUCCAGCUUUAGCAUCUCUGCAUCAUUUGGGCCACUAAAGCCCUUCUUGCCCUUGUGAUUGUGAGAGCAAGCUCUUGAUGCUUCCCAGCUCCCAAAUGGCCAUACAACAACUCACACUCCUACUCAUUUCAUGUAGCCUUUACAGUAUGUAUUCUUCUCCUUCUUUCUCCACAUCCUCCUCCAUUGCACUGCUGGUGCUUGUUAUCUCCACCUUCGUCUCCUUGCUCUUCUCAAACCUCAGACAGCAGAUCAAAACCAGUAGCCACAAAACUAAGCCUCUGAUCCCUUCCAUGGAGGUGGAGGCUGUUCAUCAAGAGAAGAGCACUCUGCCACAAGAUGAGGUCUACGUGCACGCACCAGAGGAUUUGGAUGGAAGCCUGUCAGGGUCUUCAGAUUGCCCGGUGAACGAAGAAUGGACUGAUGAAGCCUCGGUGUCUGACGACGACAAUGACGACGAGAGCCUUAUUGAGAUCUCCCUUGUUGAUGGGCACUAUGUGGGGCAAGAGCAGCAUUGUGCCUGGAAGAAGGAGCAGGGCCUCCUCGCCGACUUCCUUCCGGAUUUGAUGCUUGACAAAAGAGACUUCAUGGACAUCCUGUCGGAGAUCAGCGAGGAGGACAACAUGAUCGAGAUCGACAUUGCAAGGGGCUCCAUCAAGUGCGCGAAUUUCAGCAUCAAAGCAUGAGCAUACCAGAGAGGUUUGGUCAAGUUAAAAAUCUUUCUAUGGGAAAGAGAGUGGCAGGUUGUACUGGACAUUAUGUAGUACCUUUCCUUUCUUUUUUUUACAAGAGCUCAGUUUUCUUUGUGAUUCUCUUCAGUGGAAGCUUUGCUGCAUAUUUUCUCAUGCUUUCUUUCUGAAUGUUAUUCUAUAGAAGAAAUAACACGCGUGCACAUAUUCCGAUCAA